AUGGCCACCGAGAUCCACCAGGUCGGGUCAGAAAGCCCUCCUUCGUCCAAGAAGGACCGCAUCGAGGAGAAAAACACCGUCGUCUCGGAAGACGUCGAGGGCAACUCUGACGACGACAGCAAACGCUUGGUGGCAGACCGGGCCGAAGCAACAGAGCUAACGCCAGUGGAGGCUUUCAAGUGGAAUGUUGAAGGCGACCAGUCUCCAUUCCCAGAAGUCGCGGCCUGUGUACCUAACACAGAUGACCCAAACCUCCCCUGCAACAGUGAAUACCCUUCCGUCCCUCCUAUGACUCCUGUUGGCAAUCCUUCUGACGUUCUCCAAGCUUUCCGUGCCUGGUUCCUGACAACCAUAUUCGUUGUCGUCUUUGCCGGGGCGAAUCAAUUUUUCGGUCUACGUUACCCCUCCUUAUCCAUCGGCUACGUCGUUGCGCAACUUCUGGUCUUUCCCAUUGGUCGUGCAUGGGAAAUUCUCCCUCGCUGGCGGCUUCCUCUGGGCCCCCUCUCUUUCGAUAUCAAUCCCGGCCGCUUCAGUAUCAAGGAGCACGCCCUCAUUGUUAUCUGCGUCAACAUCAGUUCCAGCAUAGCUUAUGCUUCGGGCGCACUUGUCUCUAUCAUCAGUCCCGUGUACUGGGACCGUGACUAUGGCGCGGGCUUCUCGUUCCUCUUCCUCCUGACCACACAGAUGCUCGGGUUUGGUCUUGCCGGUCUUUCGCGUCGAUGGCUUGUCUACCCAGGGGCGCUCAUUUGGCCGUCCACGCUAUCCUCCGCCGUUCUUUUCAGGGCUCUGCACGAGCCGCAGGAUAAUUCGCCAGCAAACGGAUGGACUAUCUCACGAUAUCGAUUCUUCUCAUACUUCACGAUCUUCGCGUUCGUGUUGUUCUGGUUCCCGGACUACAUCUGGACAAGCCUAAGCACUUUUGCCUUCAUCACCUGGAUUGUGCCGCACAACCAAAAGGUCAACACCAUCUUUGGAAUGAACUCGGGCCUUGGUCUCCUGCCAAUCAGCAUUGACUGGACGCAGAUCAACUAUGCCGGCAACCCUUUGAUCACGCCUUUUUACAUUACUUGCAACGCAUUCGCCGUGGUCGUGCUCUUCUAUCUAUUCCUGUCGCCAAUUCUGUACUACUCAAAUGUAUGGCAAAGCGCAUACUUGCCACUGCUCUCUUCGAGCACGUUCGACAACACCGGCUCAACGUACAACAUCACACGGGUCGUCGACGAGAACCUUAACUUCGUGCUCUCCAAGUACCAGGAAUACUCACCGAUGUACAUCUCAAUGUCUUACUCGUUGACGUACGCUCUUUCAUUCGCAGCGGUUACGGCAAUCGUGGUGCACACUUAUCUGUACAACGGCGCUGAAAUUUGGGCCAAGUUCAAAAAUUCGAGGCAUGGCGGGGAGGAUAUCCACAAGCGGCUGAUGAACAAUUACAAGGAAGUGCCUGACUGGUGGUACGGUGUCUUAACUGUUGUCAUCAUGGCGCUCGGCAUCGUGACUGUCAGCUACUGGGACACCGGAUUGCCAAUCUGGGGCUUCAUUGUGGUUUGCUUUGGCAUGGGUGUGAUUUUAAUCGUACCGGAAGGAAUUCUUGAAGGAACCACAAAUCAAAGAGUCUUCCUUAACAUCAUCACAGAACUCAUCGCUGGUUAUGCCUGGCCUGGAAAGGCAAUCGCCAACAUGAUGGUCAAGUGUUACGGGUACAAUAGUGUGAAACAUGGCAUGGACUUUGCCCAAGAUCUCAAGCUCGGCCAAUACAUGAAGAUCCCUCCGCGGGUUCUGUUCGUUGGGCAGAUUUACGCUUCAGUUCUGGCAACUGCAACACAAACUGGAGUUCUGCGCUGGAUGAUUGGCAAUAUUCCCAAGCUGUGCCACAGCGAUAACACACAGCGCUUUACCUGUGCCGGUGCUAAGGUCGUUUACAACGCAUCUUUGAUCUGGGGCACAAUCGGUCCUCAGCGCAUGUUCCAAUCUGGACAGAUCUACAACGCGACGAUGUAUUUCUUCCUUAUAGGACCCGUCGUGACUGUCCUGGUCUACUUGACCUACAGGAGAUACCCCAACAGCUGGGUGCGAUAUAUCAACGUGCCAAUUUUCUUCAAUGCAGCUGGAAACAUUCCUCCCGCGAACACUACGCAGUACAGCCUGUGGUUCAUCUUCGGUUUCUUGUUCAACUACCUGAUCCGUAAGAGGGCCUUCGCUUGGUGGAAGAGAUACAACUAUCUCUUGCAGAGUGCUAUGGACACAGGGACUGCCAUCGCCACGGUUGUCAUCUUCUUCGCCUUGAGCUACCACAACGUGAAACUCAAUUGGUGGGGGAAUACCGUCGGCUCAGACACAGACGAUGCCAACUCUGUGCCUUGGCUGACGGUGCCCGACGGUCAGAUCUUCGGAAAAGGUCUGCUGGCAAACCUGAUCAAUGACCUGGCCCUGGAUAUUCCGAAACCUUUGCAACCUAAACUACUGGACCGGAAGUCUCUGAACAGUCUGCGUAGUUGUGGGACAGCACCUCUUGCCGGACCUGCCGGUGACUUGAUCCUCGACCGUACGUACAACUCGCGUGCUUACGUCGCUAUCUUGCAUCUUUCCAGCGGGGCUCGUUUUGCCAGUCUCUGUCGAUAUCAGUUGAACUGCCACACGCCGUCCAUUCAGUCUUAUCAAAUGCCUGUGCGUGUGGCAUUCUCGGUUCGAAUCUGUCUGCAGUGUCUUGCAAUUGCCUUUAUCAUGGUGUUUGGAUUGAAGCACAUCUUCCCUGCCCUCCUCGCAUCACAAGCGAGCUUCACGAGGGCAACGCAAGUCGUGCUGGGCGAUACUUCCGCCGAACAGCCCCAAAUCGGCAAUGUUGCCUAUAGGCUUCCGACUGAACGCACCUUUCUACUGAACGUGCCAGCUGCCUAUAGACACGAAGAACCACAUCCGCUUGUGCUCUCGUUCCACGGAGCCGGCGGCUUCAGUGAAAAGCAGCAACGCAUUACCGAACUUUCUGAUCCAUCCUUGAACAUAGCGGGGAAGCCAUUCCUCACAGCCUAUGCACAGGGUGUGAAUGAUACAGAAUGGAACAUGAGACAUAUCUGGAAAGGGGCACCGUAUGAGAACAGCUCAGUCGACGAUAUCGCCUACGUCUUCGACAUCAUCAAGUCCAUCUCAUCCACAUAUACCGUCGACCAAUCCCGCAUCUACGCAUGCGGAAAGUCUAACGGCGGAGGCUUUACCAGUCUCUUGGCUUGUCGGCCCGAUACUUCAAGCAUCAUCGCCGCGUUUGCACCGGUCAGCCCGGCUCUGUACCAGGGCACCUACGCUUUCCACAACUGCACGCCAUCUCGGCCUGCGCCUAUAUUCCACGUCCACGGUAUCGAGGACACCAUCACCCCAUUCUACGGAAGAACACCCGAGGAAGGUAGUUUCGGCCCGGAGCCAGACGUCAGGUUGUGGAGACGCCAGUGGGCAGAACGCAACGGCUGCGCUAGAGGCACGUACCCUGGCCAGUUUCCACAGCCCGAUCACGUAGAGGAAGUUCAUCCGGGUGCAUGGGAGGAGGUCUGGGACUGUCCUGGCGCAGAAGUCAGGUCGCUAAGCAUCGAGGGCCUUGGUCAUGCGUGGCCUUCGACCAUUGGGUUAGACUUAGCUGGGCGGCCUAAUCACACCGCGAACUUCAAUCUUACGAAUCAGCACCUCGUUCAGUUCUUCUCGAGGCACUCUCUUGGUAAGGUUGCCGAGUAA
Diaporthe amygdali is the source of this 3717-nucleotide messenger RNA. RefSeq names its product oligopeptide transporter. Gene Ontology annotation, biological process: transmembrane transport. Bases 1 to 3717 code for a protein of 1238 amino acids. Gene Ontology annotation, molecular function: oligopeptide transmembrane transporter activity. Lineage: Eukaryota; Fungi; Ascomycota; Sordariomycetes; Diaporthales; Diaporthaceae. The record is from RefSeq and is a predicted model, not a curated record. The transcript has 7 exons.